Messenger RNA from Dufourea novaeangliae, 1440 nucleotides. It is a transcript of the gene Atg5, whose product is annotated as autophagy protein 5. The record is from RefSeq and is a predicted model, not a curated record. Gene Ontology annotation, cellular component: cytoplasm; phagophore assembly site membrane; Atg12-Atg5-Atg16 complex. Gene Ontology annotation, biological process: C-terminal protein lipidation; cellular response to nitrogen starvation; autophagosome assembly. Bases 57 to 854 code for a protein of 265 amino acids. NCBI's taxonomy places the organism in Eukaryota, Metazoa, Arthropoda, Insecta, Hymenoptera, Halictidae. The transcript has 4 exons.
UUGGAAGCGGGGGCACGGAUGAAUUAAAACAAAUAUUAUCCGUCAUCGUACGCACAAUGGCGAAUGACAGGGAGGUGCUUAGAGAGAUUUGGGACGGGAAAAUUCCCGUUUGUUUUACACUUGAUUCCGAGGAAAUUUGCGAACUGCAAGGACCUGAUCCAUUUUAUCUUAUGGUACCUAGGUUAAGUUAUUUUCCUCUUUGCACAGACAAGGUACGAAAACAUUUUAUACGCCAUGUACAAAGCGACAAUAAACAGGAACAUGAGAUGUGGCUAGAAUUUAAUGGAAUUCCAUUAAAGUGGCACUAUCCUAUUGGUGUUCUGUUGGAUAUUUAUUCCAAUGAUAUUCAACUACCUUGGAACAUAGUUGUUCACUUUGAGAGGUUUCCAGAAAAUGUCCUGAUGCAUUGUCAAAACAAAGAGGUGGUUGAGUCUUAUUUCCUUUCCUGUGUGAAAGAAGCUGAUGUAUUGAAACACAGAGGUCAAGUCAUGUCUAGUAUGCAAAAGAAAGAUCACAAUCAACUAUGGUCUGGCUUGCUUAAUGACAAGUUUGAUCAGUUUUGGUCUGUAAAUAGAAAACUCAUGGAAGCAAUCAACAGUGAAGAGGGUUUCAAAUACAUACCCUUUCGUUGUUACACAAGUGAGGAUAAAUACAUACAAAAACUGGUGAAGCCUGUGAAUGAAGAAGGUCAGAGGAAAACACUGAGGCAUUUAUUAAACGAGACUUUUCCAGACCAAGAGAAUGUUACAGUACUAACGCAUGGUAUUGUUCCACCCUUGGAGACCCCACUUCAGUGGAUGUCAGAGCACUUGAGUUAUCCUGACAAUUUCUUACAUUUAGUUGUGAUAUCAUAACCUAUAUUGAAGCAGUCAGGGGAAGGAUUACCUGCAAUAAUUCAGUAAAACAAGAGUUUGAUGCUGUUUCUUCUUGUGGAAAUUAAAUGGUGCCCCGACCUUGAUCCGUAUGUUGCGGAUCUUGUUAUUAUCCGCAUCUUUUGUCACGUAUUUAUUUUACACGAAGUCGAAUACGUCGCUUGAAUUUUAUUCGAAACAUAUAAUGAAGCAUUUCGCUAUUAUUGUUGUUUAUGUUCUCGUAACGCACAUGAACAGAUAUGGACACCGUAAAGUGUUGUUUCGAGUUUUACCUUAAUCGUAGUGGUGGAGCUAUACGGGAAUUCGCUCAAUGUCGGACCACAUUUGCUAAGGAUUGAACGAAUAGUAAUUCGAUUCACAAGAGUGUACUCGGAAGAAAAUAUAUUGUAUAAAUAUAGUUGUAUAAAUAUUUAAACACGCGUUUAUGUAUAUAAACAUACCGAUCAAGAUUGUAAUCGAUAUUAGAAAAAUAGUUAAUAGACCGGCAGAAUUAGAAUCUGUCGAUAAGAAGAAGAGAACUACAGGAAUGAAGACUAUCGAGAAUACUAAACAAUAAAACAUCAAUACC